Molecule: messenger RNA, 11469 nt
Organism: Oryzias latipes (Japanese medaka)
Lineage: Eukaryota; Metazoa; Chordata; Actinopteri; Beloniformes; Adrianichthyidae
Gene: erbb4b
Product: erb-b2 receptor tyrosine kinase 4b
Biological process (GO): multicellular organism development; cell surface receptor protein tyrosine kinase signaling pathway; positive regulation of kinase activity
Cellular component (GO): signaling receptor complex; plasma membrane; basal plasma membrane
Molecular function (GO): transmembrane receptor protein tyrosine kinase activity; ATP binding; epidermal growth factor receptor binding
Source: RefSeq, a predicted model, not a curated record
CACUGGAAGCCCCCUUCAGUGUUUCUCUGAUCUGUUUUGCUGAUCACAAAUGCAUAUCCGACUUCGUCUCCCCUCUUCUCAGUGUGACAGGUGCAACAAAGCCCAAAUCCAAAUUCAGCUGAUUUUGGUUCCCCGUGUAGACCAAUGGAGGCGCGCGUCUGGCUGUCGCCGGCGGGGUUUCGGCUGAUAGUCGGCCACCUGUGCCAAUCAUGACGCCUGUGGGAGGAGCUAAGCGCCUCAGAGGUGUGUCUGAAAUAAUUCGAGUCUGCAGCUGCAUUUCGCGUCUAAGUCGGGGAGUAUUGGCAUGAUUUCUGUGCUUCAUGCCGUCUAGAAACGCUUCUUGUUUUUGGUUAAAAACCAUGUCCGCUUUCAUUUGAGUCACACAUCAGGCUUGAAUGAACAGAGAGGCGAGCUAAAGCACAGUCCGGGUAAACUGCAAACUUACUCAGAGGCUGCACCACAAGUCUGCAAAACUCGCGAUCUGAGGAGACACCAGACCAGACGCAAACGAAAUCAUCAUUUAGGAAGGAGGGAUACGCUUUUGGACAUGUGAACUUAAAGGAGAUACCUGUCAAGCACAACCAUGAAACCGACGACUGUCCUUUGCUGCUUCAGCUUUCUCCUGCUGCUUGGGUUCGGCUCUUCUCAAUCAGUGUGUACUGGUACCGAGAACAAGCUGAGCACAUUGUCUGAUCUGGAGCAGCAGUAUCGCACGCUGAGAAAAUACUAUGAAAACUGUGAGGUCGUGAUGGGCAACCUCGAGAUCACGAGCAUCGACCGAAGUCGCAACCUCACAUUCCUCAGGUCUAUUCGAGAAGUCACGGGCUACGUGUUAGUGGCUCUUAACCAGUUUGACCACCUGCCACUGGAGAACCUGAGGAUUAUUCGAGGAACAAAGCUCUACGAGGACCGUUACUCUCUUGCAAUCUUCCUCAAUUACAGACGUGAUGGAAACUUUGGCCUGCGACAUUUGGGUCUCAUAAACCUUGCAGAGAUUCUUUACGGAGGAGUGUACGUUGACCAGAACAAGUUCCUCUGCCAUGCGGACACAAUCCACUGGCAGGACAUAGUGAAAAACCCAGGGUUCCAUCCCGUAGUUGUGCCUACCAACAGCAGUGUCACAUGCCCAAAAUGCCAUCGCUCCUGCAACGGACGCUGCUGGGGGCCAAAGGACAACCAGUGUCAAAGCUUAACAAAAACGGUGUGUGCUGAGCAAUGUGAUGGACGCUGCUCUGGGCCCUACGUUAGCGACUGCUGCCAUCGCGAAUGUGCAGGAGGCUGCUUUGGACCAAAGGACACAGACUGCUUUGCCUGCACAAACUUCAACGACAGUGGGGCUUGUGUUACCCAGUGUCCUCAGCCAUUUUUCUACAAUCCUACAACCUUCCAACUGGAGCACAACCCUAGUGCAAGAUACACCUACGGAGCGUUUUGCGUCAAAAAGUGUCCACAUAACUUUGUCGUGGACCAUAACUCCUGUGUAAGAGCAUGCCCCACCAAUAAGAUGGAGGUGGAAGACAAUCACAUUAAGAUGUGCAUCCCUUGUACUGACAUCUGCCCAAAAGCAUGUGAUGGAAUAGGUACGGGCACCCUUCAAGCAGCUCAGACGGUGGACUCCAGCAACAUUGAUAAGUUUGUUAACUGCACCAAAAUCAACGGCAACUUGGUCUUUCUGAUCACUGGAAUCAAAGGGGAUGUCUAUCACAACAUAGAAGCACUGGACCCAGAGAAGCUCAAUGUUUUUCGGAGUGUUCGGGAAAUCACAGGUUACCUUAACAUCCAAUCUUGGCCUGACAACAUGACUGACCUGAUUGUUUUCUCCAACCUGGCAACUAUUGGAGGAAGAGCAUUAUACAGUGGCAUUUCCCUGCUGGUGCUGAAACAACAAGGGAUCUCCUCGUUCUUGCUUCAGUCACUAAAGGAGAUCAGUGCAGGAAAUGUGCACAUUGCUGAGAACAAACAACUUUGUUAUUACAACACUGUUAACUGGACAAGGCUGUUCCGAUCUCCAAACCAAAAGGUUCUGGUCCGUAACAACCGAAACCCACUGGAAUGCGCAAGGGGUCACAUGGUCUGUGACCCGCUAUGCUCAGACGAUGGCUGUUGGGGUUCCGGCCCAGACCAGUGCCUGUCCUGCAAGUUCUUCAGUCGUGGACGAUCUUGCAUUAAAAGCUGCAACCUUUAUCAAGGGGAGAUUCGAGAGUAUGCCAACGGGUCAGUGUGUGUGGAGUGCGAUUCCCAAUGUGAACAAGGAGACGACAACACUUUGACUUGUCAUGGCUCGGGCCCAGAGCAUUGUGUGAAAUGCCUUCAUUUCAAGGACGGUCCAAACUGUGUUGAAAAGUGUCCCGAUGGGUUGCAGGGGGCCAGCAGCUUCAUCUUCAAAUACGCUGAGGCCAACAACGAAUGCCAUCCCUGCCACCCUAACUGCACCCAGGGGUGCAUUGGACCAAGACUCCAGGACUGCAUUGGCUGGAUGGACAGAACUCCUCUAAUUGCAGCCGGAGUGAUUGGUGGCCUCUUCAUGGUGGUGAUCAUGGCACUCAGCGUGGCCGUGUCUGUGCGGCGGAAGAACAUUAAGAAGAAGAGGGCCCUUCGCCGUUUUUUGGAAACGGAGUUGGUUGAACCUUUGACACCAAGUGGAACAGCUCCUAAUCAAGCCCAGCUUCGCAUCCUGAAAGAAACUGAACUUAAAAGAAUCAAGAUCUUGGGAUCUGGAGCUUUUGGAACUGUGUACAAGGGUAUUUGGAUCCCAGAAGGUGAAACAGUGAAAAUACCUGUGGCCAUUAAAAUCCUCAACGAAACCACCGGACCAAAGGCCAAUGUGGAGUUCAUGGAUGAGGCUCUGAUCAUGGCGAGCAUGGAGCACCCUCACCUGGUGCGACUGUUGGGUGUGUGCCUGAGUCCCACCAUCCAGCUUGUUACACAGCUGAUGCCUCACGGCUGUCUGCUUGAUUAUGUCCAUGAGCACAAGGACAACAUUGGAUCACAGCUAUUGCUCAACUGGUGUGUCCAAAUCGCCAAGGGAAUGAUGUAUUUGGAGGAGCGCAGGUUGGUCCACCGAGAUUUGGCAGCUCGAAACGUUCUGGUCAAAUCUCCAAACCACGUUAAGAUAACCGACUUUGGACUGGCUCGACUGCUGGAUGUCAAUGAGAAAGAAUACAACGCCGAUGGAGGAAAGAUGCCUAUCAAAUGGAUGGCGCUGGAGUGCAUCCAUUACAGGAAGUUUACUCAUCAGAGUGAUGUUUGGAGCUAUGGUGUAACUAUAUGGGAGCUGAUGACCUUUGGAGGAAAACCUUAUGAUGGAAUUUCAACCAGAGAUAUUCCAGAUCUGCUGGAAAAAGGAGAGCGACUUCCCCAGCCGCCCAUCUGCACGAUUGAUGUCUACAUGGUCAUGGUCAAAUGCUGGAUGAUUGAUGCAGACAGUCGACCGCGGUUUAAAGAGCUGGCUGCAGAGUUCACUCGAAUGGCACGUGAUCCCCAGCGAUACCUGGUCAUUCAGGGGGAUGAUCGCAUGAAGCUGCCAAGUCCCAAUGACAGCAAGUUUUUCCAGAGCCUCCUGGAGGAAGAAGAAUUAGAGGACCUAAUGGAUGCAGAGGAGUACUUGGUGCCCCACUCCUUCAACAUUCCACCUCUUGCAUACACGCCUCACUCCCGCAUGGACUCCAGCAAGACCCAGUUCAACUGCCAGGAUCCCGGUGUGAGUUUAGAGGACAUACUGGCCUCCCUCCCUAGAGCAGUUCCACCCAUGUCUGGAGGAAACCUUUCUCCACAGGAGCUCGCUUCAGGAGCGCAGCUCAGCAGCAGAUUUGCUCAUGUCGGCCAGGAUGACCCCCGCUGUAACGGAACGCUGAGGAGGCAGGCCUCCCCAAGAUCAAGCAAGAUCAUUGCUGGUUCAACUCUCACUGCAGGACAAGGUGGAGCAGAGGACAGCAGUGCGCAGCGUUACAGCGCCGACCCCAUUGGUGCUUUGGCGGAACGUGGUGCCAAGGAUAAGGACAAAGAUGGCUUCAUAGCUGCUAUGAGAGACAAGAACACAUCAGAUUACCCCCACCCCGUUGAGGAGAACCCUUUCGUUGCACGUCGCAGGAAUGGGGAUGCCCAUGUGACAUUUGAUGGAGCGAGUUGCCACACCCUGCAUUUGGCCAGAGCAGCUGCAGCCCCGAAAAGCCAGCCCUCAUUUGGGGACGAGUACGUCAACGAGCCUCUGUACCUGAAUACAUUCCUUAACCCCGGGGACAAAAACAGAUUGGCUGUUGCUAGCUUAAUUUCUGGUUCCACACCUUCUAGUGUACAAUCACUUCAGCAGACAGUGAAUCCAUCAACCUCAAGCCACAAAGUUUCUAGCGCUGGGUAUGUAGUAACCCCCGGCCACCUUCCCCACCCAUCGUAUCCGUCACACACUUUGCAUCCAGGACAUUCAGGAAAAGCUCCGCACUCAGAUGUCACCAGCAACACCAUAAUGUUCGAAAAGAAAGGCAAGAAAACCACUUUUGACAAUCCAGAAUACUGGCAGCACAGUCUCCCUCCGAAGUCGUCAUUGCACAACCCUGAGUACCUGCAGGACUGCAGCACUCGUUUUUUUUACCGGCAGAAUGGACGCAUUCGACCCGCAGUGGCCGAAAAUCAGGAAUACUUGUCCGAGGCUGCUAUGAAAGCAGGUAACGUUUUGCCUCCCCCUCCAUACAGGCAGAGGAACACUGUGGUGUAGUGACCCACCUGUAGCACCCGAGGACUGACAGAUGUGGUGGAGAUUAAUACUCCUCUCUUUUCCAUGACGCACCUCUUCACCGUAAUCACCUUUCCUGAGCACUUCUGUGUCACAGCUGAUUGAAAAUCUUGUAGUCUUGCUCUGAAGAUCUGCCUUUUCAUGAAAGAACCAUAAUAACUGUCACAGAGAGCCUCAACUGACACCCUGACCAUCUUUACUAACUUUAUUCUCUGUGAUGAGCUCUAAAGCAAUUGUGAGCAAAGCUGUGAGAAUGACCUGGUGGAAUACAACUGAGUAUUAAAAAGAAAUCAAUACAAAUAGAACAAGUUAAAAAAUAGAAUUACACCUUCCCAAUGGGGAUUAUUUCACAAUCUUGCAGGAGUACUUCACCCUUUCAAAUCAGCAUAGUUCAAAAUCCCACUUGAUUUUUACUGGUCCGCCAUUGUGAAACAUGCAUUCAUCACAGCAGCUCUUAUUAUGGAUGGAACAAGUUAAGAAGUCUGAAGGCUUGACAAACCAACAAUAACUAUUCAUCAAAUCUCCUUUGAAAACGCAGACUGACAGAUGAGCCUGCUGCCCUGAAAAAUACUUUAUAAUUUCAAAAGACCUUGUGCUGGAAGACAGAGUGUGCUGGCAGAGGCGGUGGCACGAAGUCACCUGCUGUAGAGCAUGUUAUAAAUUAAGGAAUGACAGCGUUUGAACAUUUGGUUUUGUGAACACUUCAAAUCUCCACUUUUAUGUCACAUCUUUAAUAUACAACAAACUAAAUGUACCAGUUAAACAGCCAUAUCAAUAUUGACUUUGUGUUUUUUCUUUUACCAUCUGACUGGCAUUACCAAAUUCUGUGGUGAAAACUUUUUUAAAAACUUUUCAUACAUUAUUUAAUAAUUAUGGACUUAUUCAUUUUUUUUUUCAGAAUGUAAUUAUUGCCACUUUGUCUAUGACUUAAUUAAUUAACAGACACUGUGACAAGUUUAUAGGUGAAUUUACAAAAGUGUAAGAAAAAAGCAAUAUCAUAUCAAUGCCAGACAGAAAUGAUCCUUGAAGUUGUCUCUUUGGAACAUGGUGUGUCUGAAAGGUGUUUUAAGUCUAUAAAACCAGUUGUGUAAUGCACUUAUGUGUAUUAUUAAAAACAACAAUCCUCUUAAGUAACUCACAUUCAGGUCUCUCGUGUUUUGGAGGAGCACAUGGAGAAUCUGCAAGAACCUUUCUACAGAAAAUCUUUAAUACUUAACACAGUUACGGAAUAGGACACCUGCUUUUUUAAUGCUUUUUGACAUCACUAGUGAGAUGUGACAGUCUACUUUCCAAUGGUGAUACCCUAUUUUUGAGAUUAAAAACAAUACCAAUUGCUGUUUGCAUAAAUAUUCAGUACCAUUGAAUAUCAUUGAUUAUUGGUAAUAUCUUAUUGGUGAUUUUUUCCCCUCAAUCAUAGUGUUUGUAUCCUAAAAACAAAUGCCAUCAAAAUUGAUGAUGUACAAGUAUCUGUAUUUUGAUACCUUGGGAUUAAUUCUCCCAUCACUAGUUUCUAGCGUCCGGGACACAUAGAGUGUCACAGAGGCAUAAUGUAAUCCCAAUGAAAACUUGAAAGCACCAGAGACUGCUAAUUAGCUUAAUAUAGUUUAUAGUGAAAUACAUAUUAAGUUCUAUCUGCAUUUUACUGACAAACCAACUCCUCUAAAGAUUUCUUUUGAACAGGGCUGAAUGAAAAAUGUAUGUUCUUCUUCUUAAUAGAGUGGUAACUCAUGACAUUAGCAUGUUGCAGAGAAGCUUCUUAAUGCUACUUUUUCAUAAUGUUGGUGGAAGUAUCGUAAAUUAAAGAAAUACGUGACCCUGUAUUAAAAUUGAUAAACAGGAUUCUACCUCAUUAUUAAUAUUAGGGUGUUUCUUUUUUUUUUUGGUCACACUUUCUCACUUGCAUAUUUAGUCUGUAUUUUAAUUGGUUCUUAAUGUGUUGACUAACAAUCAUACAAAGGUUUUUUUUUUUUGGAUUAGCAAUCAUUAAAAGUAAAUGUUUUCGAUUUCACAUUUGCUGCUUUACUUGUAAUUUUUUUUUAUUUUACACAAAUAAUUGAUGUUCAUCAUCUUGAAUGAAGAUUUGUAUUGGUGCAUAGCAUUACCUUGACACCUACCAUACAAUUAUGAUCAACAUUACUCAGAUGCAUAAAUUUACCAUUUGCAACAGAAGCCAUGACAAAAGACAACCCAAUGGCAUAGGUUUCCAUACGUCAUGGGAAACCAUUUUUUCAAACCAAAUAAUAAAACUGACCCAGGGUAACUUGAACUGACAGAAAAAUAUAAUCACAGUGCCCUAUUGUUUCUACAUAUAGUACUGUUUUUUCUGCAUGUUCGUUAUGUUGUCAUCUCAGGCUAAAGGGUAGUAACAUUUCACAGUGACAAAAUAAAACUGCCUGAUCCCUGUGCAUGUCCCACUUCUGAUGAACCACUCCAAUUUACAAGCACUGUUACACAACUUUGUGCCUCUCUAUUAAAUAUUCAGAUAAGCAGUGCGAAUGAUUUACAAAGCACAGAUGUUGCCCUGCUAGUAUUUUUUUCUGCCUCUUAGGUUUUAUGGAGGAUCAUUCAAACCCAGUUGAGUUCCAGCUGAGGCACAAGUUAUCAAAUCAUAAUGGGACAUUAAACCUAUUGAGAAAGUACAAUUAAAGAUUAGGGCCAUGUAUAAACUGUAGACACGCAGGUGUUCAUUUUUAUGCACACCUUUACUGAAUAAAAUAGUCAUUUUUAGUUUUUGCUCUGCUGAUAUUUCAAAUAACCUACUUUAGAUUUGCGAAUGCGUUUCCGUCUAUUGGCUGAACUUUUUGGAAAGCCUUGAAUUGUAUUUUCGGAAUUAUGAGUCACACCCGAGUGUAAAUCACAAGAGCAAAAGAAAAAAAAGCACAUAAAGAAGAAGAAAACACAUUUAAGUUGUUCCAGAACAUAAGUCUCACUUUUAGGAGAAAUCCGCCACGCCCGGCGUAGUGUUGCGUUCACACUGAAUGCGAUUCGUGUGUCUAAUUUGCAUCCUCUUUUUCAAGUGCGUCAAAGUCACAUCCGCUGCCUCUUUUGAUGCAAUUGAUGCUCAAUGCUUGUCCAAAAAUGUGUUUAUAAACCAGAUGCUAACCUCAAUGCAAAUAAUAAAAAUAUAAAGUGCAAGAGGAAAACAAUCAGAUUCACCUCCAUGUUUGUUUGGACUGCACUUCUUCUGUGUCGCCAUCAGUAGCAAAUACUGAUACGCACACGCCUACAGUGCCCCCUAGCGGUUGUUAGUAGGAAAAUAAAUAGUAUAUGAGCCUAUGUAUUCAAAAAGUCACAUAAAAGUCGCUUAUGAGUAUAUGUGGCAUCCCUGGCCGUACUAUGCAAAAAAUCGCAACUUAUGCUCCAAAAAAUACAGUACGAGUUUUUUUUUUUUUCUUUUGAUCAGCUGUGGCAAACUGCCACCACGGAGUUGGAAAGUUCUGAAAAUGUAUCGCCCACCAGGUGUUGGUAGCACUCCUUUUGGCCCACUACACAGUAUGUCCAAGUAUGUGAGAGCAACAAGAACAUCAGAGAGUUCCCGAAAAGGUUUCGAAAUGGGUCUCUGUGGAAGGGUAAAGCCAUUCUGGAGGAGAAAACCUCCCAUUGCUCUCAGCCAGUAACCAUCGCAGGAGGCUUUUAACUUUCCAAAUGCUAAUUCAUCCACUUUCCUCCUUGUUGUUCUGCUGGGAAAUCAUCCCACCGUGAGGUUAAAAUAGGGGUUUUAGCAUUCAAGAAAGGUUACCCACACAAUUCAUCAAUAUAAGUUAAGUCAGAAGAAAAAUGUCAGAGUGCACUGUAACAUGAAGAGGGGAGGGAGUGUUUAAAUGACACUUUUUAUUAUUCCUCAUGGGUGACGGUUGGAUUAUGUGUCACAAACUCUGUUCUGCUGCAGAUGCAGUGGUACAUGGAGAGCAGCCGUGUGAAAAUACUUCUUUCAAAACGGUGUUUUCAUAGUCAUAAUAAUGGUUAAAAAAUCAUAAAAGCCAAAAGAAGUCACAAACAAACGUAAACACGGGUCACAUUUUAUUGCGAGAAUAUGUCAUGCCUCAAAGGAAAAGUGCAUAAAUUAUGCAAAGCAAGCGUUCAUUUAAAUAACUGGUCAUACUGACUGCUCACUCAGAAAAUGGUCCUUAAGGAAUUUUUGUGUGUUUGCGAGCCUAUGUCUGUGUUAAAGGACUAGACACACGAGGAUUACAAAGAAAAACUCUUUUAUUCUGACAUUUAAAUGAGAUUUUUUUUUAGUAGGACGUAAUCUUAGAUAUUUUUAACUUAUAGUUCAGAAAUGGGUGGAGGAGGAUGUCAAGGUCACGCUCAAGUUUUGCAUAAUUGCCAAAGGAGAUUACAAAAAAUUUUAAUCAAUAGGUUUUGAUCUUUCCUAGUAAACAUUUAACAAACUUUCCCAAAUCAUAUUAUUUCCCAUAGAACACAAGAGGAGAAAAGCUCAUGAGGCUGAAGAUGGGAAACAUAAUAUUGUCAUAUAUUCCGAGUUUAUUCAAGGUAUCCCAACAUUUCAUUAUUUGGGAGAUCUGUCAUAGUUGUAGUGCAUUGUGAAAUUUCCCACAUUAACAAAUUAGCAAGGCUUUCCACACCAAUAGCACAUGUUAAGGUUGCAAUAAAAAGGCAGUCAGGUCACAUCAAACUAAAAUUGUCUGACUUUUUCUGUCAAAUUGUCUUUGACCUUAAAUGAUCUCAUUCUGUCUGUUUGGCCUCUAUAACAAGAGGUUUUAUCUUUUCAACUGGGACAGAGGGACUUUAUUUGCAAGCCGUGCUCUAUUUCUAUUAUUUGAUGAAUAUCUUUAAGGGCAUUUUGCACAUCAGAAAUCAAUUCAUUCUACCUGUGCUCUAAAAUAUCUUUCUUUGGUAGAAAAGCAACACUAGAAAAUAAAACAACUUAGUUCUGUGCUGUUGUAAAAAUCAUAUUUAAAGAAAAAAACUCACUAAAGAGCUGACAAACGUGAAUUUUACAGGAAUGGUGGAGUCAAGCUCUGUAUAUAAAGGUGGCAAUUCGAUUUUGUACUGAUUCAUAAGGAAUUUGUAAAUUUGCCAUGUUCACUGGUUUGGAUGGUUAGGUAAGCACAGAUUACGGUGCACUAAACUGAUAAUGAAACUGUAAAAUGAAAUCAAUAUUUGUCAAUGAUUUUACUAUAUGAAUUGAUCAAAAAAAAGGUACAUAUUUUUAUAGGUGAAAAAAUGGCCAGGUGCAUUUGUAAAUAGAGCAAUGAUGCUUUUUUCCUUUAAAAAAUUUUUUUCAUUGUUUUUUUGUUGCAUUUUUAGUGGCUAAACUGUAACUUAAGCUGUAUUUUGGGGGAAUAUAAUUUUUUUCAUGUACAUAAAAAUACAUACAGUAAAUAUAUCUAUACUGUAAAUGUAAUUUUAAGAGUGAAUUCUGGUUUUAAAAACACUUGCAGGGUUUUCUUGUCGUCCACGCAUCAUUUUCCUCUGUGAUUGUGUUUUUUGCACAGUUUGGUGGAAUCUGUGUUUCGGCUCCGAGUCACCCCCUUGGAAUGAAUUAUCUUCCUUUUUUUUGCAUAUAUACACACAUUACCCCCCACUGUUCUCCUAGCAUUAUCCGCCUCUCGAGGGUUUUUGUUUUACUUUGUUGAAGUUUUUGAAAACUUGGUGUUGUUGCGAUGUGUUUAUUAUUCAGUAGGGCAUCUCUAACUAAUUUUUUUGUGACUCCACACCUCCUAACUUUUGAGGACAUAUGUUACUCAGUACCUUGACAAUUGUAAGUUCUCUUUUUAUGACCUCAUUGCUUUUUUUUAAUUUAUCCAGAUGGACUAGCAAUAUCACAAAGGGAGACUUUACAUUGUUCAUUUUAUUUUUUGGCAGAAAAAAUAAAUCCAGAUUAAUACUUUUACUUAAUAAAGAAUUUUUUUUUUCUUCAGGAGUUUCUUUUUCAAAAGAAGCUUUCAUUUUUACGUAUUAGAGUCUUAGGAAUUUUUGUGCAUCAGUUUCCCUCAUGUAAACAAAUUGUCAGUAAUACUGCCACCAAAAUCAUCACAUUAACCUCUUUGUUUUAGGUCUUUCUAGCAGCUGAGGGACUUGCAUUGUGAAUAUCUACAUAUCUGAUGAUAUGUAGGGACUAAGGCUAAAUUUCUGUUAUAAGUAUUUUAUAUUGGCAUAUAUGUUCCACAUAUUUCAUCGUCUUUGUCAAACAUGGUUCAAAUAUAGUAAAAUUCAAGCACAAUUUGUGUUUCGUAUGCAGGAAGUGAGCCAGGAAAUGUCUGAAUGUUUGUGUCAUUUUAUGAAACACCUUGUAGUUUACUAAUGAUUAUAACUGACAUUUUGUUUUCAGAAGUUUAACUGGUGAAAAUGUGAUUAUAUGUAUAUAUGUUACAGUUUAUAUAUAUAUAUAGUUACAACAUAUUCACAAAAUGCUGUUGAGGUAUCUUAAUAUUCACUGUCACUAGUGCAUUUGAUGAUUUUGGUGGCGAUUCUGUUCCUUUUUAUGACCCAGCAUAUAAAAGCAUCUGGAAAAUUGUUAAGUUUGUUUGUUGAUGUAAACUGAAGUUUAAAAGAAAGGAUCUAUUGUCAUUAAGUCAUUAACUGUUUGUAUUAAUUAUUUUGUAUGAAUGACCGUUCUUUGUCACAUUUACAGGUUUACUUGUUUCUUUUUACUAUUUAAUUGACACAUUUUGCCCAGCUACAACAAUGGAUCAUAUAUUCCAUCUGUUUUGUUACAUUAAUCUGUCUAAAAUAUAUUUUUAAUUCAAUAUGAAUAAAAAUCUGUCAAUAUUUAA